This is a messenger RNA of Daphnia carinata, 918 nucleotides long. RefSeq names its product serine/threonine-protein kinase/endoribonuclease ire-1-like. Gene Ontology annotation, biological process: intrinsic apoptotic signaling pathway in response to endoplasmic reticulum stress; IRE1-mediated unfolded protein response; protein phosphorylation. The coding region runs from base 1 to 918 and encodes 305 amino acids. The record is from RefSeq and is a predicted model, not a curated record. Gene Ontology annotation, cellular component: IRE1-TRAF2-ASK1 complex. Gene Ontology annotation, molecular function: RNA endonuclease activity; ATP binding; protein serine/threonine kinase activity. The transcript has 3 exons. NCBI's taxonomy places the organism in Eukaryota, Metazoa, Arthropoda, Branchiopoda, Diplostraca, Daphniidae.
AUGGCGGAAGGCUUAGGUCAAGUGUUCGAAGGAAAGUUCGGAGUACGCGAUGUUGAAACAAAAAUAGUUCGAGUACAUCGUGUCCACAAAAAUAAAGAAGAAGAAGCUUUGCUAAAGUUAAAUCACCCAAACAUCAUCAAACUUCUCCAAUGUGGAAGUGACGAUGAGUAUAUGUACUAUGGAUUGGACCCAUGUUUGGCCACCUUAGAUCAACUAUUCUUGAAGUCGAAUGAUGCAAGAAAAUACAAGGGACAUAUGCCACAUCAUAUCGAUGGUUUGCUUCAAUUAGCUUCUGGUCUCGGAUACCUCCAUUCAAAUAAUUUAGUUCACAGAGACAUCAUACCAGUAAAUGUCCUAAUAGUGGUGGGAGCUGCUAACCAAGAUGAGGUUACCCUCAAAUGGACAAAUUUUGGACUGAUCAGAAGUAUCAGUGAACCAAAGCAAAACAGUCCCAUCAGAAGAAAUAGGGCAUGGUUAGCACCCGAGUUGCUUCAAGUGACAAGACAUGAAGGAAAUGUAGAUGAAAUCAGUUAUCCAGAAAGUGCCGAGAGCGACGUUUUUGCACUGGGACUUGUUUUCGGUUGUCUAUUGUUGAACGGCGAACAUCUCUACGGUUCCACCGAAAAUGAAAUUGCCGACAACAUAGUUAAAGGAAAUCCCAUCAACAUGCAAAAAAUGGAUGGCAAAUUACGCGGCUGUUACGGGAAUGAGCUAUUGGCACAAAUGUUGAGAAACGACCCCAAUGAAAGAAUAACAUCAAAAGAAGUAGUCGUUCAAUUACACUCGAUCAAGAAUAAGGUAAAAAUGAAUUUAAGUCGAACAAUCACAUUAAACACAUGCCAAUGUUUUCAAUUUAGCUCACUGGAAAAGAAAAAGAAUUGCUUGAAUUGUGUGGGCGUGAUUCGCGAUUGGAUCUAA